Molecule: messenger RNA, 837 nt
Organism: Aspergillus calidoustus
Lineage: Eukaryota; Fungi; Ascomycota; Eurotiomycetes; Eurotiales; Aspergillaceae
Source: the annotation of a GenBank genome assembly
AUGCAAGUUUUACUCCUCGGCGGCCAUGGCAAAGUUGCCCUCCACCUUACCCCUCUCCUCCUCGCCCGCGCCUGGGACGUCACCAGCGUCAUCCGCAACCCAGACCAUGAACCCGAGAUUCUCGCCCUCGCCAAAGGCGCAAGCGCGAAGGGCAAACUUGACGUCCUGAUAUCCAGCCUCGACGACGUCAAAACCGAGGCUGACGCCGCAAAGAUACUCGCCGACACAGACCCAGACUAUGUCGUCUGGUCAGCCGGCGCCGGCGGAAAAGGCGGCCCCAGCCGCACAAUCGCAAUCGACGAAAUCGCUGCGAAACACUUCAUCUCUGCCGCCUACGCACACCCGCGCGUAACAAAAUUCCUCCUCGUCUCUUGGCUCGGCUCCCGGCGCAACCGACCCUCUUGGUUCUCCGACGAAGACUGGGCGGCAUCGCGAAACGUCUUCACAAACGUCCUCCCCACGUACGCGAAAGCCAAACUCGAGGCAGACGAGUUCCUCACGGCGCAUGCGGUCGUGCGCGCGCAGAAGUUAGCGGCCGGCGCGAAGCUGUUGCCGCUGCAGGCGGUUUGUCUACGGCCCGGGAUGUUGACGGAUGAUCCGGGUACGGGGAAGGUUAGUUUGGGCAAGACGAGGGGACAGGGGAAUGUGCCUAGGGAGGAUGUGGCGAGGGUUGCGGAUGCGUUGUUGGCUAGAGACGAUACGCAUGGAUGGUAUGAUCUGUUGAGUGGGGAGGAGGAUAUAGAAAAGGCUGUGGAGAGGGUUGCAAAGGAAGGCUUCGAUGCCGUUGUAGGGGAGGAUGUGGAAGCUAUGGUGAAGAGGUUUGGGUUGGAUUCCUGA